This is a messenger RNA of Vitis riparia (riverbank grape), 2467 nucleotides long. RefSeq names its product probable bifunctional methylthioribulose-1-phosphate dehydratase/enolase-phosphatase E1 2. The record is from RefSeq and is a predicted model, not a curated record. Gene Ontology annotation, cellular component: cytoplasm. Lineage: Eukaryota; Viridiplantae; Streptophyta; Magnoliopsida; Vitales; Vitaceae. Gene Ontology annotation, molecular function: magnesium ion binding; acireductone synthase activity; methylthioribulose 1-phosphate dehydratase activity. The coding region runs from base 222 to 2390 and encodes 722 amino acids. The transcript is spliced from 14 exons.
GGCAAUACCCAUCUCCCUUGGAAAAUCCCUAACCUUUUCCAUCUUCCAAAUUUCCCUCCAUCACUCUGUCUCUUCUUUUCUCUCUUUUCCAAUUUCGUCACCUGAAGCGCCACCAACCAAUUCAUCUUCUUCCUCAAUCAUCUACCAGAACAGAUAGGGUUUCUUUCCUUUCCCUGAAAUCACUGCAUUCUCUGUCGAAGGCUUUUUACUUUCAACCCAUAAUGGAAGUUCAAGAUCUUGACAAGCAUAUCAAACAACAGAAGAUGCUUCCACCUCCAGUUGGAAUCUUUCAGACGCGUGAAGACCUUCUCAAACAUGUCCGUGACUUUGCCUUGUCACAAGGAUAUAUGGUAUCCAUUAAAGAUUCUUCCAAGGAUAGGUAUGUGACCGUUGCCUGUGAUAAGGGUGGUGUUUACCGUAAAAGGCUUAAGUCUGGUGAGAAUAUGCGGCAAAGGAAAAUGCCCUCUCGGCUUACAAAUUGUCCAUUUGAAGUUGUGGGGAAAAAAGAUGAUGAGCUGUGGACACUCACCAUUAAGCAUGGAGAACACAAUCAUGGACCAGCGACAGAUAUCUCCGACCACCCCUCUUGCCGCCGUUUCACAGAAGAGGAGAUCUUAAUAAUAAGAGAAAUGAGCACAGCUGGUAAACGGCCACGCCAAAUUCUCAAGGUAUUGAGGCAGAGGAAUCCAAAUCUCAUAUUGGAUUCCAGGAAUGUUUACAAUGUCAAAGCCAAGAUCCGUCGAGAGAGUCUCUCAGCCAAGAACAUGGAUUCACCGUCGUCCUCGUCAGCAGCGACAAUGGGAGUGCCAUCAGAAGGUGCAGUGGGAAAUGUAAAUGGAAAUGAAGUGGGAACGACAGCGUCUUUUGCUGGGUACAUGGAGACGAGAGGAGUGAGGGAGGCGAGAGUGUUGGCAUCAGAGCUAUGCCGGCACAUGUACACACUUGGGUGGUUCUCUGGUACUGGAGGCAGCAUCACCAUAAAAGUUCAUGAUGAUUCCAUACCUAAACCUCGUCAGCUUGUUGUCAUUUCGCCUUCUGGUGUUCAGAAAGAGAGAAUGGUUCCAGAGGACAUGUACGUGCUUUCUUCAGAUGGGUUUAUCUUGUCAACACCUCCUCUUAAGCCUUACCAUAAACCACCCAAGUGUACCGAUUGUGCUCCUCUCUUCAUGAAGGUUUAUGAAAUGCGUGAUGCUGGGGCUGUUAUUCAUAGUCAUGGAAUGGAGUCUUGUAUUGUAACGAUGAUCCUCCCUUUCUCAAAGGAAUUUCGAAUAACUCAUAUGGAGAUGAUUAAGGGAAUUAAGGGUCAUGGUUAUCAUGAUGAGCUUGUGGUCCCAAUAAUUGAGAACACUGCCCAUGAAGCAGAGCUUGUUGAAUCUCUUACUGAAGCGAUCACAGCUUACCCAAAAACAACAGCUGUGCUUGUUCGCAACCAUGGGGUGUAUGUAUGGGGAGACUCAUGGAUCAGUGCUAAGACUCAGGCUGAAUGCUAUCACUAUCUUUUUGAUGCUGCUAUCAAGCUUCAUCAGUUGGGUUUAGACUGGUCAACGCCAACUCAUGGUCCCAUUCGCAGUAUAAAUGGAAUUUGGGGCUGCAAUGGAACUAUGAGUAGGGGUCUGAAAGUUGGGGGUCUGAGCUUGGAUGAUAUGAUUGAACCUUCUCAACGCUGUAUACUUCUUGACAUUGAAGGGACAACUACUCCUAUAUCAUUUGUUACUGAUGUUCUUUUUCCCUAUGCCCAUGCCAAUGUGGGAAAGCAUUUAGCUGCAACAUUUGAUAGUGAAGAAACUCAAGAGGAUAUAAAUUUGUUGCGCUCUCAAAUUCAGCAUGAUUUGGAACAAGGUGUUGUUGGUGCUGUGCCCAUCCCUCCAGAUUAUGUGGGCAAAGAGUUGGUGAUUGCUUCUUUUGUUGCUAAUGUUGAAGCAAUGAUUAGGGCUGACAGAAAUAUUACUGCCCUAAAACAAUUACAAGGUCAUAUAUGGAGGACUGGAUUUCAAAGUAAUGAGUUGGUGGGUGUUGUAUUUGAUGAUGUACCAGAAGCUCUUGAGAGGUGGCAUGCUUCAGGCAUCAAGGUUUACAUAUAUUCUAGUGGCAGCCGGGAGGCCCAACAGCUUAUUUUCUCCAAUUCUAAUUAUGGGGACUUGAGAAAAUACUUCUGUGGCUUUUUUGAUACAACAAUGGGAAACAAGAAAGAGACACACAGUUACUUCGAGAUUUUGCGGACAGUGGGAAUAGAUAGGCCAUCUGACAUGUUAUUUGUGACAGAUGUCUUCCAAGAAGCUGUUGCUGCAAGGGCUGCAGGUUUGGAAGUGGUAAUCUCCAUCCGGCCGGGAAAUGGACCUCUCCCAGAAAAUCAUGGGUUUAGAACUAUAGAAACCUUUUUGGAAAUCUAAUACAAAAUAUGUUGUGUAAUCUAAUGACCUGUUGUAUAGAAAACUCAGUAUGUGUAAUAUAAUAGGGUUUUUCUCCA